Cokeromyces recurvatus is the source of this 585-nucleotide messenger RNA. Its product is annotated as nucleophile aminohydrolase. Gene Ontology annotation, biological process: proteasomal protein catabolic process. NCBI's taxonomy places the organism in Eukaryota, Fungi, Mucoromycota, Mucoromycetes, Mucorales, Mucoraceae. The record is from RefSeq and is a predicted model, not a curated record. Gene Ontology annotation, molecular function: peptidase activity. The transcript is spliced from 2 exons. The coding region runs from base 1 to 585 and encodes 194 amino acids. Gene Ontology annotation, cellular component: nucleus; cytosol; proteasome core complex, beta-subunit complex.
AUGGAAUGUCUUUUUGGAAUUACAGGCAAAGGAUUUACAUUACUUGCUGCUGAUACAGUUAGUGCUCGUAGUAUUGUUGUUAUGAAAGGUAGUGAAGAUAAAUCUCGUGAAUUGAACUCGCACACAGUUUUACUCUACAGUGGAGAACCUGGUGAUACUGUCAACUUUGCUGAAUAUAUUCAACGCAAUAUCAAACUUUAUGGCAUCAAACAUGACAUUGAACUUAGCCCUAAAGCAGCUGCUACAUUUACUCGUCGUGAAUUAGCCGAUUCUCUUAGAAGCAGACAUCCUUAUUCUGUUAAUUUGAUCAUUGGUGGUUAUGAUGCAAAAAAGGACAAAUCUGAACUUUAUUGGAUUGAUUAUCUUGGGGCCAUGGCAUCAUUACCUUUCUGCGCACAAGGUUAUGGUGCAUAUUUCUGUACAUCACUAAUGGAUAGAUACUACAAAGAAGAUCUAUCCGUUGAGGAAGCAAAGAAAUUAAUGGCUAUGUGUAUACAAGAACUUAAGACAAGAUUCAUUGUUAAUUUGCCAAACUUUAAGGUUCAAUUAGUUGAUAAAGAUGGUAUUCAUGAAGUUGAAUUGUAA